CCGCUUUAGUUAAUCUACGAUAUAUCGUACCUUGAAACCAGCUGUUGUAGAAGGAGCUAGUCUGAGCUGUGACGUCAUGAUAGUGAUGACAGUGACAGCAAAUUAAUAAAUUUAUUUAUGAACUAAUGAUAUUAGCUACUUAACGGAGACUUCUGUAACAGUUUCAGUUUGUGGUGCUUGGUGCUGAGUCAGCCAUGAUGGAUGGAAACUAUGGAGGUUACUCCAAUCAGUACAAUGGAGUUGGGUCUGAUCGCUCCAAAGACUUCAAAAAGGAUUACUCAAACAAUGGGAACAAAUAUUCAAAAGAUUUCUUCAAAUGUGUCCUCCAUGAGGAAGAUGGUGAACCUCCUGGGGACACCUCAAGAUUCUCAGGAACUGAAACAGCAGCU
Molecule: messenger RNA, 389 nt
Organism: Homalodisca vitripennis (glassy-winged sharpshooter)
Lineage: Eukaryota; Metazoa; Arthropoda; Insecta; Hemiptera; Cicadellidae
Gene: Syx7
Product: syntaxin-12
Biological process (GO): vesicle-mediated transport
Cellular component (GO): membrane
Source: RefSeq, a predicted model, not a curated record